CCCCGAGGAUCCUAACUACUCCUUGAAGAAAUCUAUUGAUGCCUCAGUGAACGAGGUUGUUAACGUCGCUAAGCUCCUGCUAACGGCCACGGAUGAGGGGAGAUCUAUUGGUGCCUCCAUGAACGGGGUUGUUAACGUCGCUGAGCUGCUGCUAACGGCCACGGAUGAGGUAGGGAAGCUGAUCCUUAACGAGUGCGACAUGGUCCUGCAGUGCAACGUGUGCAAAAAUUUGUUCAGCUCGGUCGAUAAUUUCUUGACGCACAAACGAAUUUACUGCCAGGAAGAGUUUGCUGAUCGGACACUUCUUCACCGCGCAACACCAGCUUCGCAACACCCGAGACUCUUUCUGUACACCAGCGUUACCAUCACGGCCCCAUGAGUUGGAUAUCCACCUGUCCCAUCCGCCAGGCCUCCUUUGUCACCACGUUGGCCGUGACUGAGCAGCUGGAGAAAUGUUAGUAUUUUUGCUUCUACUGCCGCUGAUGCUGCUGGGGUGGGCGUGCGGGUGCUAGUGGUGUAGCGAGCGAGUGUUGUUGCUUCUGUUGGUGUUUGAAGGGGUGUGUAGAGAGGGUUGUAGUGAAGUUACAGUACUUUUUGUCAGGGUCUAAGAGUUACGAUUUUUCUACAACUGUUAUUGCUAUUAUUUUUUCUACAACUGUUAUUGCUAUUAUUGUGUUUAACGCGUUAGUGGAAGGUACUUGGGGUUUCAACUUACGCGGUGAAGAAGUGUCCGAUCAGCAAACUCUUCCUGGCAGUAAAUUCGUUUGUGCGUCAAGAAAUUAUCGACCGAGCUGAACAAAUUUUUUGCACACCUUGCACUGCAGGACCAUGUCGCACUCGUUAAAGAUCAGCUUCCGUACCUGUGGGGGCGUAGAGGUCAGGUCAGGUGAGGUGGUGAUUUAAUUUGUAUAUUAUUCUUUUCUUAAUAUCU
Molecule: messenger RNA, 931 nt
Organism: Scylla paramamosain (green mud crab)
Lineage: Eukaryota; Metazoa; Arthropoda; Malacostraca; Decapoda; Portunidae
Product: zinc finger protein 800-like
Exons: 3
Coding region: 119-379 (86 amino acids)
Source: RefSeq, a predicted model, not a curated record